Egretta garzetta (little egret) is the source of this 1434-nucleotide messenger RNA. RefSeq lists its product as uncharacterized. The transcript has 4 exons. The record is from RefSeq and is a predicted model, not a curated record. NCBI's taxonomy places the organism in Eukaryota, Metazoa, Chordata, Aves, Pelecaniformes, Ardeidae. The coding region runs from base 60 to 743 and encodes 227 amino acids.
UGUGGUGUCACUAGUCUCGGCUGAGGUUUUAAGACCACUGCGUUAGUAAUCCCAAGAAAAUGAUGUGGCUUGGUAUAUUAAUUACAAUAUCUUACUUUGCUCACUUUGCAGCCAGCAGUGGGCCAGAGCUUUCGGUCGUACAAUACCCUGAAGAUGCCAGCGUGUUCCUUAACUCCACAGUGUGGAUGCUGUGUGUAUUUGAGUACCCCAGUGAGGGGAACGAGGAGCCAGUUGUGUACUGGAGGAAAGGCCCUGAUUGCCACAACCAGCAGAGCCUCCAGGCAAGCCCCAGGGCAGGCAGGCCACAGGUACACAUUACAAAGAACACCCUCAGGGGUUUUUCCAUCUUAAAACUGAGCAACGUUGACCAGACCGCCAGUAACUCCUAUUUCUGCGACGUGACGUUAACGCAGAAAAUCCAGGGCAAAUGUGGAAACGGCACCAAGCUGACAGUGCAUGAUUUCAAGUGCAAAGACUGUAUAAAAUCAGAUAAGACUUGGUGGGGUUGGUUCCUUCUUCUUGGAUACGCCAUCAUUGUCACCACAGUUAUCAUAGCUUUUGGUAUUCACCAGUGCUGUAAAAAGUGCAAGAAUGAGUCAAGAAAUACAGAUAGCAGUGCUACCCUGCCAAGUGAAUGGACUUAUGACCAGCCAUCCAGACCAGUUAAUAAUGGGUUUAAUCAAGAAUACGAAGAUAUGUCACUAAUAAGAACUUUAGGUGACAUUGAAAGGAAAAUGAUAUGAACAACAAGGUCCAUGCAGUUGUAACCAAGAUAUGAGCAUGUGUGCUGUGUGCUACUUCUAUCAAGGUAGAAAAGAAACAUACACACAAAUCACUUAAUUAACUUGGAAUGGUUUUUGUUCAAAUCACCACUCCAUGAAGCUACAAAUUAAAUGUGCUUUAUUGUACAUAACUAUAAUCAAAAUAGUGAAAAAGCUAAAAGUAUUCCAACUCUUUUCAAUGCAAACAGAUCUGACCACGUAUACUGAUUUUUUUCUACUUCAAACACAAAGACACAGUUGUAAUUUUGUUUUUACCCAGGUUAAGACAGCUUCUUUGCUUUAUAAAUGCAAUUCUGUAACACAUUCUCUAUCCACUGCAAUGGCAGAUUUAAAGAAGAGUUUUUCAGAGAGGAAUUCCUCACAUGCUCCUAGUGUACUGUCUGACCUUAUUUCUAACUCCUUACAUCCCUCAUGUUUACAAAUGCCUGCAACUUCUUCCACUCUUAGCUAUUUAGCCAGCUAUGCCAUUCAUGUAAGGCAUAUUAAUGAGUUUUUAAACAUUGUAAUUUACACGCUUUCUGAAGAAACAUUAAUUACUGAACUAAUCUUGACAGGUAGAUAGGCUACAUAAAUAAAAGUUUUUCGCUGUAGGGCUUAUCCUUACUGCUUAUGUGACAUAUCUAAGAUUGUAAUAUAAAGUAUUUGGAUUAAA